GCGACUUUAUGCUAAAUGCUCAUUGGUCCAUCGGAUUUAUGUUGUGCUUAUGUACAUACAUACUGUGGGCCUCGCACAUAAAAUGCAUAACAUAAUAUAAGCACAACAUUGGUUAUGGGCUCAGAAGAUAAUCCAAUACUUAUUUAAAAAAAUAGUGAGACGAAUUAGUCGUGUUUAACAAUGUUACACAAAAGGUCCUGUUCCUGUCGAAAUUCUUAAAUAAAAAGAAGAGAUACUGAAGAGACAAAAUGACUGAAUCGCAUCACCCUUCUAUUGCAAAAUUGAAAAGACGAGAAAACUAUUCAACAUGGAAGAUCGCCAUGGAAAGCUUACUGCAAUUGGACGGACUAUGGAAAGCGAUUCUAAAAAUUGAAACCAACGAAGAAAAGAUUACGAAGGCAAGAGCAAAAAUUAUUCUGAGCGUAAACAAGUCAAUUUUCGUGCACGUUUUGAAAGCGACAACGGCACAAGAAGCUUGGAAAAAUCUCCAAUCUGCAUUUAAAGAUUUGCACUUACGAGAAAGGAAUUGUGGCAAACCUGGUCACGCGGCAAAUAACUGCAGUGAGAAGAAGAAGGAAGAGAAGGACAACAAGCCUGAACAGAAGAAAAGAAGAAAAAUAAAAAUAGCUCCAAAGUGGCAUUUCUGACGACUACAUUUAUAGCUGAUGGCGGAUUGUACACCCAAGGACUUUGAUUCUGUCCAUGGGCACCGACGAGAGACUAUUAAAGACCGCUAACCUUACGGGAGUUUGUGUG
Messenger RNA from Solenopsis invicta (red fire ant), 756 nucleotides. RefSeq lists its product as uncharacterized. Lineage: Eukaryota; Metazoa; Arthropoda; Insecta; Hymenoptera; Formicidae. The transcript is spliced from 2 exons. The record is from RefSeq and is a predicted model, not a curated record. Bases 249 to 647 code for a protein of 132 amino acids.